AGCAGACUGACGUUGGAGGGGCGUGGUUAAGGAUAUUUAACCAAAGUCGUCAAACCAACGUCAUCAGAGAAAGUAAUGGAAGCAAUUUUUCAGAUUUUAAUUAACCACAACAAACAGAUUUUUUUUUCUGUAUAAACUUCCACUGAUUAAUUAUUCACCACAAGACUAAUGUGAGGUUGAGGUAACAAAGUAAGAGUCAAUGCUGAUAUCCGACGUAGAUUACGAGGUCACACGAUUUUUAAUGUAAUGCGCACGGAUAAAUAAUUUAAAUGCAAUAUUCCAUUAAAAAAAAAAUAUAAUUUUGAUUUCAUGGUAACUUUGAAAACCUCAGAGCAGGUUUCUCUUGUCGUUCAUGCUGGAGAAAUAUAUAACAGACGAAUUUAUCAGAAACGCUUCUCAAUAUUAAUAACUUAUUUAAUUAUUUUAUAAAAAAAAUCCUGCUGUUAUUGAAUACGUCUGAAUCUAUAAGCCGUGUUGAAUUUCUGAAGAACAGCGCUCGUGCUCUUGUUAUAUUGCUUAAAUAACACAAUCCCAAGCCCUGGUGUCAUUGAACUAUUUCAAGAAUCAAGCCCCGAACAAACUGUUCCUUUAAACCUCUCGUGAGUGAGUGUGCGUGUGUGUGCGCGCUCUGAAUGGAGUGUCGUUUUUCAGCUCUAACUCCUCCUCUGCAUUCUGCUCGUCCAGCAGCACACACACACACACACACACUCGCGCGCUGCUGCGUGCUUGCGCAUUCCCCAUCAGCAGCAGCUCAACGUACAGGGCAACGGAACCGCUUCGCGGCCAAACACACCGUUUCGUUUUCAGAGACCGUUGAUUAAACAUGACGGUGGUGAUUCAAAACGUGGAGGAAACGAGCUGAUCUGAGGAGGAAUCUGUGUUUUACGCGAUUAAAACACGUCUUUCUUUGGGAUAAGAGACUACGGAGGCACCGCGACCGUUGCAACUUUUGUUCACGCGCAUUUAACUGACGGUUGCGGUUUUUUUUUUAAAGAAAAAGUCGCUCAACUUUUGGCGCUCGAUUCAUUCGGUCUGUGUGGAAUGUAGAAUCGGGUGAAAAUACAAUUUUAUUUGUGUUUGGUAAGUUUUGUCGGGACGACAACAGAAGAGGACACAGCGCUGCACUGGAGUUUGUUGCAGGGAUACCGAUGAAACUGUCGAGCUUUGUGUGAUCGCACGUAAUCAUGGACAAAUUGGAUUUAAAUUCAUGUGUCAAGGAUUAUUUCUGAAAUACUUGUGUGUUUUUAUCCCGCACUGACACGUUCUCGUGCACUUCAGAGUCAACACAAACUCUAGAUUUUGUAACCGUUGCAAGACGCUCGUAAACAUGCCGCAACUUAACGGAGGUGGAGGGGAUGAGUUGGGGGCGAACGAUGAAAUGAUCUCAUUCAAAGAUGAGGGAGAACAAGAGGACAAAAUCUCCGAAAACGUUUCUGCCGAAAGAGAUCUGGACGAUGUCAAGUCCUCUCUAGUGAACGAGUCGGAAAACAACAGCAGUUCAUCUGAUUCUGAGCAAACCGAGAGGAGACCACAGCCAAGACCUGAUCAUGAUAGUUAUGAGAAAGCCCGAGAGUAUUUCGCCGAGGCUUUGAGAAGACAGCAAGAUGGAGGAUUUUUUAAGAGCCCAUAUCCAGGUUACCCAUUUCUAAUGAUCCCAGAUCUUUCCAGUCCUUACCUGUCCAACGGCGCCCUGUCUCCAAGCGCAAGAACGUAUUUGCAUAUGAAAUGGCCUCUUCUGGAUGUUCCAGGCACAGCAGCACUCAAAGACUCACGAUCACCUACUCCAGGACACUUAUCUAAUAAGGUCCCGGUGGUCCAGCAUGCGCACAUGCACCCCCUGACCCCGCUCAUCACCUACAGCAAUGAACACUUCUCUCCAGGAACUCCUCCAGCCCACCUCUCGCCAGAGAUACUGGACCCAAAGACAGGUAUUCCUCGGACCCCUCACCCCUCAGAGCUGUCGCCAUAUUACCCACUGUCCCCUGGGGCCAUGGGGCAGAUCCCGCACCCAUUGGGCUGGCUCGUCCCACAGCAGGGUCAGCACAUGUACCCCAUCAGUGGAGGCUUCCGGCACCCGUACCCAGCUCUCGCCAUGAACGCAUCCAUGUCCAGUUUGGUGUCCAGUCGCUUUUCUCCUCAUAUUGUUCAUCAUCCUCACAGUCUUCAUCAGACGGGCAUCCCUCACCCAGCCAUCGUCUCUCCAGCUAUUAAACAAGAACCCAACGGAGAACUCAGCCCAGCGGCUCACACAAAGUCUCCAGGCCCGAAUAAGAAGGAGGACGAGAGGAAACCUCACAUAAAGAAGCCUCUAAACGCCUUCAUGCUCUAUAUGAAGGAGAUGAGGGCCAAAGUGGUGGCCGAGUGCACGCUAAAAGAAAGUGCCGCCAUCAACCAGAUCCUCGGCCGCAGGUGGCAUUCACUAUCACGAGAGGAACAGGCCAAAUACUACGAGCUGGCCAGGAAAGAGAGGCAGCUGCACUCUCAACUCUACCCGGGCUGGUCGGCCCGAGAUAACUAUGGCAAGCGGAAGAAGAGGAAGAGAGAUAAUAAGACAGACUCAACAGCAGAGGAUUUCUCAGCGCGGAACAAGAAGCCGUGUGCGCAGUACCUCCCUCAGGAGAAGAUGAUUGACAGCCCUGGCUCCUCCCACGGGAGCAUGCUGGACUCCCCGGCCACGCCCUCAGCGGCCCUGGCCUCGCCCGCGGCCCCGGCCCCCACACACUCGGAGCAGGCCCAACCGCUGUCCCUCACCACCAAACCUGAUCGCCAACACCACUACCCUCUGCUGGCCAAACCCCCUCCUUCAUCAUCAUCAUCAUCAUCAUCAUCAGGCAGUCAGUUAACUCCGCCUCUUCUGUCUAGGCCACUCCCCUUUUCUUCCCUGCAUGCCUCUCUUUUGUCUCCGCCCUCCCCGUACCAUCACUCCCAUCAUGCUUUGUUCCAGUCUCAGCCACUCUCUUUGGUAACCAAAUCAGCUGACUGACUCUCUUCUAAAGCAAUUCUUUCUUAAUGUCUUUUAAAUAAUGCUGUAUAUUGCUUUUUUACCUUUUUUUUUUUGAGAAAUAGAUGUCAGGUUAACUUUUUUGAUAAGUGAGAAAAGGAAAUAAAUAUUAUUAUUGGUCAAUAUUUGAUCAUCCGCUUUUCUGUUGUCUGUAUAAAACAAUGUAUUUUUUUGUAACGUCUACUUUGGAACUGGUUUCUUAUUUGAUGCAUUUAUUCAGUAAUCUUGUAUAAUAAAAAAAAAAUACAUGUAUUAAAAACUACUUUUAAAAAACGAGAAGGAACAAGAACAUUUAAGCUUGACUGUAAUUAAUGGUAGUUUUUUGGAGUUUAAUUCAUAGUACUGGCAAUUUAUUAGACCUCUUUGCAAUGAACCCCCCCGUUGCCCCAGUUUUGAAGUGUGUGAACUUGAUAAAUAAAACUUGUAAAUUGUUUCUAAAAA
Pimephales promelas (fathead minnow) is the source of this 3442-nucleotide messenger RNA. RefSeq names its product transcription factor 7 like 1b (gene tcf7l1b). Gene Ontology annotation, cellular component: beta-catenin-TCF complex; chromatin. NCBI's taxonomy places the organism in Eukaryota, Metazoa, Chordata, Actinopteri, Cypriniformes, Leuciscidae. Gene Ontology annotation, molecular function: DNA-binding transcription factor activity, RNA polymerase II-specific; RNA polymerase II cis-regulatory region sequence-specific DNA binding. The record is from RefSeq and is a predicted model, not a curated record. Gene Ontology annotation, biological process: generation of neurons; canonical Wnt signaling pathway; regulation of transcription by RNA polymerase II.